AUGUCCUCAUACACCCCCUCAACAUCUCCACCAUUCACAUAUCCCAUUCCGUCCAUAUCACCCGGCCAGGAACAAUCCAACGCCAACAAAACAAUCCUCCUAACCGGUAUAAACGGCUACAUAGCAAGCCACAUCGCUCUCCUCCUCCUCUCUCGCGGAUACACCGUCCUCGGAACAUCACGCUCCGCCUCAACACCCUCGAAACUCCUCUCAAAUCCAGCUUUUGCACCAUUCGCAAAUACCGGUCGUUUAAAGCAUGUCGUGGUCAGCGAUAUUACUGUCAAAGGAGCAUUCGAUGAAGCGAUGCAGGGCGUACACGGCGUGAUUCACACCGCUAGUCCAGUCGAUUGGACAUUGACGUCUGUAGAUGCGUUCUUCACUCCAGCUGUUGGGGGAGUCAAGUCCAUUCUCACGUCUGCAUAUAAGCAUAAUCGCGAGAAGAACGGCAAGGUAUCGAGUUUCGUGCAGUUGAGCAGUAUUUUGGCCAUCGUGGAUAAGUGGAAAUACCUGUCGAUAGCGGAUGGUGGGCUGGAGAACAGAGAUUUCACUGAGAAGGACUGGAAUGAGACUGGGGAAAGUGUGGCCAGGGCAAGUGAGAAGGCUCAGCAUGAAGGGACGGGGAAGUUCCUGCCCAUGGUCGCGUAUGGAGCUAGUAAAGCCGUGGCAGAGAAGUGGAUGUGGGAUUUUAUCGAGCAGUGCGCGAAAGAGGAUGGUGGGAAGUGGCUUGGCCCAGCGUGCACGUCGAUUAAUCCGGGUGUGGUUAUGGGACCGCCUGUAAAUUGGCCUGAGAGGCCGGAAAAGCUGAACGAGACGUUGUUGCCUGUGUGGAAUAUCUAUAGUGGGAAGUGCAAAGAGGACGGGAAACUGCCGAUGCAGAUUGGUGGAGCGACGUAUUGCGAUGUGCGUGACGUGGCUGCUUUGCAUGUCUGGGCACUUGAGAAUCCUGACAAGGCUGGAGGGGAGAGGUAUUUGGCGACGAAUGGUAAAGCUCCACCACAGGCUUUUGCGGAUUGUAUGAGGGAGACAAUAUUCAAGGACGAGGAGAAGAUCCGCGGAAGGAUCAUAGUAGGUGAACCUGGGAAAGGGUAUGUGAUGAAGGAGAAGGAUGGAGCUGAGUUUGACUAUGGAUGGCCUGCGAGUGAACCGACUGUGAAGGCUACGAAAGCGUACCAAGCACUUGGAGUGGAAAGAUUCAAGGGUCUAGAGGAAAUACUGAGAGACACUACUGGGGCAUUUCGUGAAAGAUGGCCAGAUACAGCUUGA
Molecule: messenger RNA, 1263 nt
Organism: Lithohypha guttulata
Lineage: Eukaryota; Fungi; Ascomycota; Eurotiomycetes; Chaetothyriales; Trichomeriaceae
Exons: 1
Coding region: 1-1263 (420 amino acids)
Molecular function (GO): oxidoreductase activity, acting on the CH-OH group of donors, NAD or NADP as acceptor
Source: RefSeq, a predicted model, not a curated record